This is a messenger RNA of Betta splendens (Siamese fighting fish), 1463 nucleotides long. RefSeq lists its product as uncharacterized. Bases 268 to 969 code for a protein of 233 amino acids. The transcript is spliced from 7 exons. Gene Ontology annotation, molecular function: DNA binding. NCBI's taxonomy places the organism in Eukaryota, Metazoa, Chordata, Actinopteri, Anabantiformes, Osphronemidae. The record is from RefSeq and is a predicted model, not a curated record.
UCCUGACGUGGCGGGCCUCUAAAGGUCCGCCAACUGUUCCGUGGGCUGCCGCCAUUGGACGGUUUGCGUGCUGAGCACUUUUUACGAAAAAUGUAAAUACGCAGGUGCGUGCGGCAUGGGCGCGCGUGCGGUUUAUGUAAAUACUACAGAAGUGAAACCGUGACACCGUGUUCUGGCUUCCAGGCGCCGACAGAUUCAGACGCAAUGUGUGGAAGAUAGCUGGAGAUAACACUGCGGAUUAAUAUACGAGGUGAUAGCUGCGCAGUCAUGCCUCAGCUCGCGAGCCCCGCCGUGCUGCAGCUCGCGCUGCUGCUGUCGGCUCUGCCCGCGCAGUACUUCAUCUCCCGGUGGUGCGGCUCCACGGCGGUGCAGCGGUACCACGCGAGCGCCCGAUUUCUGAGAAUGUGGAAAGAGUGGAGGAAGUCGUACCUCAGUGGCACCGCGUGGAUGGAGUGGGCCGACGAGCAGAUGUCUAAAAUCAAGUCUCUGGUUGGUUUGGAACAGGAAGUGCAAGUGGGACAAGGGCCUCCCUUAGAGACCAUGCUGUAUGACAAUGACCAGGGAUUCUUUGGAGCCUCUAAGACGGUGCGCAGCCCUCGCCCCCCAUUUGUCUUUCUGCGGGUCGGUGAGGUGGUGAUGGAGAGGAAGGAUCAUAUGGUUGGGGUGGUUGUGAGCUGGGAUCCUGAAAUGCGAGCCCCCCAAGAGUGGAUAGACCGAGUGUAUUCCAGCCAUGAGGGCUUUGCAGCAGUGAGGACACCUCAUUACAAGGUCCUGUUUAGUGGACCUGGACCCUCGUCUCUAUUAGUUGCAUACCUGCCCCAGACCCAACUUGAACGCAUCACUGGGUUGCAGCCAGAAAUUCCCACUCUGGAGAGUUACUUCACACAUUUCGAUGGGGAGCGGUUUGUCAUGCAGCCCUGGCUCAGAGAGCUCUACCCCGAAGACGAGGGUGAGGAUAUGGAUGUCUGACCAGUGUUUCAGAGAGACUUAAUUAACUAUCUAAUUUUCUUGUUCCUGUGAAUUGAACCAGGUUUAAGGUUCUUUCUAGUCCAGGAAAUCUAAGUUAUAUGGUGUAACCAGUGGAUACACAAUGUCCAUGUUUUCUUCAGAAACAAAUAGUCCUGGUAGCCCCACACAGCAUGUCAAGCUUUGUGCAGAAUAAUUAUCAAAUCCCAGAGAUAUUGAGAUAUUGUUUGUCCAAAAUUAAUUUCUUUCUGAUGUACAAAUACAGUAUUUUAAUUAGUGCAUCUAAACAGUUGAAAAAUGGUGAAUUUAAAUCUAUAUGCAUGAUUUUAAAAGGUGGUUUUGAAUAACAUGAAUGUUAAGUGGUAGCGUUGAAUGCUUGAAAUGAUCAGUUAUUAUAUCAGGAUUUUAUUGGCAGUGAGCCUGGCCGAGUUAACAAAGACACCUUCAGAACAGCACUUUAUUCAGCCAUGCAAUAAACGUUGUUUUUUGAACUGUGA